AUGCGAAAUGUCACAGUCCUGUGUUUACUCUGUGGAACCUUGACACUUGGGAUCUUGUCAGCUCUGUUAUAUGUACAUCUUCACCGUGAUCAUGUGAGCAACUGGCAGAAGAAAACGCAGGCGCCUGCAUCAAUUUGGAAACUUGAUAAAAAGUUGCAACAGCAAGCUAUCCACAGCGCAGGGCAAAUACCACGCUCAAGGCAAAUACCAGGACAACAUGUAAGAACUGAAAGACCUAACAAAGAUCAAACUAAAGAAUGGCGUCCAUUUUUUAAAUUAGAUGAGAAUUUUAACUAUUCGGACCCAGAAUUACUUCAUGGGAUUUUACUAUAUGGACUUAAUACCAUUAUCAGUAAAAGCUUGGGCAAUCAGAGAGAUGUGCCAGAUACCAGAGAUAAAAUGUGUCUUAAAAAACGUUACCCAACCAGGCUACCUACUGCCAGCAUUGUCAUUUGUUUCCACAAUGAAGAAUUCAAUACCUUGUUUCGGACAGUGUCCAGUGUCAUGAACCUCACUCCACACCAGAUCCUUGAAGAAAUUAUUUUGGUAGAUGACAUGAGCGAAUUUGAUGAUUUGAAAGAAAAACUAGACUAUCACCUGGAAAUGUUUCGGGGAAAAAUUAAAGUCAUAAGAACCACAAAGAGAGAGGGGCUGAUUCGCGCCAGGUUGAUUGGAGCGGCUCGCGCUUCAGGGGACGUGCUGGUGUUCCUGGACAGCCACUGUGAAGUGAACAGAGUCUGGCUGGAGCCCUUGCUGUCCGCCAUCGCCAAGGACCGCAAAAUGGUGGUGUGUCCCAUGGUGGAUUCCAUUGACCACCUGACACUGAACUACUAUCCCGCUCCUAUUGUAAGAGGAGCUUUCAACUGGCAUCUGCAAUUUGUAUGGGACACUGUUUUCUCUUAUGAGAUGGAUGGACCAGAAGGACCCACCACACCCAUCCGGUCCCCCGCAAUGUCUGGAGGAAUUUUUGCUAUAAGUCGGCAUUAUUUUAAUGAGAUUGGACAGUACGACAAGGAUAUGAACCUCUGGGGAGCAGAAAAUUUGGAACUUUCACUAAGGAUCUGGAUGUGUGGAGGCCAGCUCUUUAUACUGCCCUGUUCUCGAGUAGGACAUGUUGAUAGACAUAUUUUCAAAAAUGUAACCCAAGUUCUCAAAGCCCUGAGAUAUAACAACCUCAGACUGGUACACGUCUGGCUGGAUGAAUACAAGGAGCAGUUUUUCUUACGAAGACCUGAUCUGAAAUCCAUCCGCUAUGGAAACAUUAGUGAGCGUGUUGAAUUAAGGAGACGAUUGGGCUGCAAGUCAUUUCAGUGGUAUCUGGAUACUGUCUUCCCAGAACUGGAGACAUCUCUUGAAAUGAAAGCAAAUAAUUUUCAUUAAUGAAGGUUAAAAAGUCCCCUCGGCCUUCAACAUAGAGAAGAGCACGAGUUUGGAACAUCGUGACAUUAUAUGAAAUACAGCCAGAGUGGCCUACAACAGAACUGUCCUUGCUCCUUUCGUGAUAGUCCUUAAGACCUUGUAACUCAUUUGCCACUAAAUUUCUGGGGUGGCAAGACCUUGAACAUUGGAAGUGCACGCUGUCAAUUAGCUGAGACUCUAUCACAUAAUUCUCUCCAAUUGUUUGCUAAACUCACUUGGUCCUGGUCGCCUUUGGAGCCUUUGCUAACUCUAUUCCUACUCCAGAAAGAUGGGCUGACCCAGUGGUCUUCUCAGAGAGAUACUCACAGAGACCCUUGGUUGGUAAUACCCACUUUGGUUCAACUCCUUUCUUGCUGCCAACAUCGAUAAUGGCAUUGGCACCUUGCUUAGUUGGAUUCCUGAGCUUCUGAUGUCCAGUCCAUUUGCCUGGGUGUCCUGGUCCAGCUCCCAUUUGUUCCCAUCCGUCCUGUCACUUGGAGACACCCCUACUUGCCCCACUUCUGAUUUUGCCUUUUUCAUGUCUCUUCUCCUAUAACUCUGGCCUAUAGCUCUCCUAACAUUUCUUCAAUUACGGGCCCUGUUGAUAAUCUCUGUUCUGACUUGAGAACUGUUUAGGUGAGAUCGGGGAAGAGGCAGCUAGGUUCCAAGUCUGUCCUGUGUGAACACACUCCCAGAUGCCUAAAGUACUUUUCUCCGAUGGAGGGGAUGUUUGUUGCAUUCACCCUGGUGCAGGUGGCUGGGAAAGUGAAGUAUAUUUAAUUCACAAA
Myotis brandtii (Brandt's bat) is the source of this 2186-nucleotide messenger RNA. RefSeq names its product polypeptide N-acetylgalactosaminyltransferase-like 5 (gene GALNTL5). The transcript has 8 exons. Gene Ontology annotation, cellular component: Golgi apparatus. Lineage: Eukaryota; Metazoa; Chordata; Mammalia; Chiroptera; Vespertilionidae. The record is from RefSeq and is a predicted model, not a curated record. Bases 1 to 1380 code for a protein of 459 amino acids. Gene Ontology annotation, biological process: spermatid development.